AUGAAGCGGAAUGACAUCACUAAAUUCAUCUUUUCAGGGGAGAUAGAAGACCACAGGAAUCAGAGCAAAAUACAGUCUGACGCCGCCCCCGAAGAGUCUGUUCCCGUUGAAGAAUGGCCUGAUGUCGCUACUGAAGAGCCUUUCGCUGCCGAAGAGCCUUCCGUUGAAGAAUGGCCUGACGCUCCCGAAGAGCCUGCUGCCGCUGCCGAGCAGCUUCCCGCUGAAGAAGAGCCUUCCGCUGAAGAAUGGCCUGAAGCCGCCGCCGAACAGCCUCCCGCUGAAGUGCCUCUCGCUGAAGAACCUCUCGCUGAAGAACCUCUCGCUGCCGAAGAAUUUCCUGCUGCCGAAGAAUCUCCUGCUGAAGAAUGGCCUCCCGCUGAAGAAGAGCCUUUCGCUGAAGAAGAGCCUGAAGCCGCCGCCGACGAGCCUCCUGCUGAAGAGCCUCUCGCUAAAGAACCUCUCACUGAAGAACCUCCCGCUGCCGAAGAAUCUCCUGCUGAAGAAUGGCCUGACGUUGUUGUUGAAGAGCCUGCUAACGCUGAAGGAUUGCCGAAAGCCUCUUCCCUGAGCAAUGGCCCACUUACUGAUGCUAUCGUGCGACCCAAUGAGAUAGCACCGCCAAUUACACAUCCCACGGAAACAAAUUCAAAGAAGAAUCACUUGGUUAGAUGUUCGGUCGCUGAUUUAGCACUUUAUGGGGAUUGGACAAUCCUCACACGCAAAGCAAGGGCUAAAAGAAUGAGUAAACUCAUUACCAAAGGCCUCCCGGUCCCAGGCAAAGAUGGAGCCAUCUCGAUAUUUGCGAAUUGA
Penicillium odoratum is the source of this 810-nucleotide messenger RNA. RefSeq lists its product as uncharacterized. The transcript has a single exon. Bases 1 to 810 code for a protein of 269 amino acids. The record is from RefSeq and is a predicted model, not a curated record. Lineage: Eukaryota; Fungi; Ascomycota; Eurotiomycetes; Eurotiales; Aspergillaceae.